UCCACGAAUUUCAACCACCGCUGACACGAAUUCUGGAUGUUGAGUUUGGUUUGUGCAUCGUUUGCGAUAAAUUUAUUGGGAUUUCUUUACGUUUUCACUGAAAGGAAGGAGCGAAAUGGGAGCUGUGCAGGCGAGAAAGAUGGAUUCAGAGGAUAAGAAAGAAUUCCCUGAGGAAGAAAGUGAAGCUUCCAGUCUUCUGUACUCUCCAGCAGUUGUCCAGCGUGUUCAUAUUGAAGGACUUAAAAAGACCAAAGCAGACUUUGUUACAAAACAAGUGAAAAAGAUUUUUGAGGCAACAACAUUUGGCGAGGCACUUGCAUAUACUUAUGAAGCAAGAGAAAACCUUCAAAAUCUGGAAAUUUUCAAGGAUAUCGAUAUUUUCAUUGAUACUAGCUCUGGUCCAAAGGCCCACCCCGACGGGUUAGACAUCACAUUUACUAUUGAAGAGAAGAAACUGCUGACCUCAAACAUCGGUACUCAAGUUGGCAAUAAUGAAGGCACAAUGGUGUUUGGGUUGAAAAUGAAUAAUCUCAUGGGUAGAGGAGAGAAUGUCAAUGCAGAUGUUGGAUUUGGAACAAGGACCAAGACGAACUACCAGCUUGGAUUCACCAAGCCAUUCCAUGGAAAAUCAGUGAAAAGUUUUCGUGUGGUGGCACAUAAGACAGCCACAGAGUUCCCCAUGAGUUCCUUCAAAGAGGCUUCCCAAGGAGUGGACUGCCAGUACAAUUUCUCAAGCCUGAUCGGAAAGCACUCCAUUGGCUGGGAGGGAACAUGGCGAGAGAUCACUGGCCUGUCGAAGAAGACUUCGUUUACUGUCAGAGAACAAGCUGGCCAUUCGCUCAAAAGCUCACUUCUGCACACCUUAGUAUCAGACAGCAGGGACAGCAUCGCUUUCCCCACAGAAGGCAGCCUACUAAGAAUAUCACAGGAGGUCGCAGGUCUAGGUGGAGAUGUGCGGUUCAUUAAACACAAUGUCGAGCUGCAAGAGAGUUUAGAGGUGGCACAGGAUGUGGUGAUGUCCUGGUCUCUGCAAGCUGGCAUUCUCAACACAUUACCUAACGAACAGUCCAAAAUCAAUGACAGAUUCUUUCUUGGUGGUCCGCUAUCAGUGCGAGGAUUCCAGAUGAAGGGCCUGGGGCCUAGAAGUGAAGGUGAUAGUCUCGGCGGCGACGCCUAUUGGGCGGCAGGCCUACACCUCUACACGCCCCUCCCGUUCCGUCCUGGUGAGGGCAGCUUCGGUGAUCACAUCAAGACUCACGGUUUUAUUAACGCCGGCAACUUGACCCAGCUCAAUUGUACUCUUCCAUGGAGAGAGAGGCUAGAUCCCCUAAGAUCAGGGGUGCGGUGGUCGUACGGCUUUGGGCUCGUGUUCAUCUUGGGCGUUGCUCGUGUUGAGGUCAACUACUGCCUACCUAAAGGGGUGCAUUCUGACGACGGCGUAAACCACGGUUUACAAGUGGGAAUUGGUAUGAACUUCCUGUGAGAGAACCAGAUCGAGAUGGAAAUGGAGCAGUUCCCCGCUAUGCCAAGUACAACAAUCUUAAAAAUCUAUCAUUAUGUACAAUGCAUAUGGGUAGGGCGUAUAAAAUAGUUAAAAGAUAAAGAUACAACGAGCAUGUUGUCUGGGUUUUUUUUUAGGUAUCUUCACGGAAAUGCUGAGAUAUCCCAUGCCAUGACGCCGGUGUUGUUAAAAAAAAACAUCCAAAUGUCCGCGUGUAUAAUACAACCAAUAAAUGCCCAUAGCUGGA
Molecule: messenger RNA, 1748 nt
Organism: Nematostella vectensis (starlet sea anemone)
Lineage: Eukaryota; Metazoa; Cnidaria; Anthozoa; Actiniaria; Edwardsiidae
Product: sorting and assembly machinery component 50 homolog B
Exons: 16
Coding region: 116-1483 (455 amino acids)
Biological process (GO): mitochondrial respiratory chain complex assembly; protein insertion into mitochondrial outer membrane
Cellular component (GO): outer membrane; SAM complex
Source: RefSeq, a predicted model, not a curated record